Drosophila biarmipes is the source of this 1176-nucleotide messenger RNA. RefSeq names its product lipase 3. The record is from RefSeq and is a predicted model, not a curated record. Gene Ontology annotation, biological process: lipid metabolic process. Gene Ontology annotation, molecular function: hydrolase activity, acting on ester bonds. NCBI's taxonomy places the organism in Eukaryota, Metazoa, Arthropoda, Insecta, Diptera, Drosophilidae.
AUGAAAGGAGGAACGUUAGAAGUAACCAUUUUCCUGGUCGGUUUGGGCCUGGUAUUGGCAGGUACUCGUCCGAUUUCCGAUUGCGGAGAGCGCAUAGAAGACGAUGGCUAUCCGUUGGAGCGUCACGUGGUGACCACCAGCGACAGCUACAUCCUGACCAUGCACCGCAUCCCCUACUCCCCCAAAACGGGAGACACUCCCGAUCGCCCGGUGGCCUUCCUCAUGCACGGAAUGCUGAGCUCCUCCUCCGACUGGGUGCUGAUGGGUCCGAAGAGAUCUCUGGCCUACAUGCUGGCUGAUGCCGGCUACGAUGUGUGGAUGGGCAAUGCCCGUGGCAAUACCUACUCCAAGGCGCACAAGUACUGGCCCACGUACUGGCAGAUCUUCUGGAACUUCAGCUGGAACGAGAUCGGCAUCUACGACGUGCCGGCCAUGAUCGAUUAUGUGCUGGCCAAGACUGGUCAGCAGCAGGUGCAGUAUGUGGGCCACUCGCAGGGCACCACUGUCUAUCUGGUGAUGGUGUCCGAGAGGCCCGAGUACAAUGACAAGAUCAAGUCCGCCCAUCUCCUGGGACCCGCCGCCUAUAUGGGCAACAUGAAGAGCCCGAUGAUCCGCGCCUUUGCCCCCAUUCUCGGCCAGCCCAAUGCCAUCGUAGAGCUCUGCGGUUCCAUGGAGUUCAUGCCCAGCAGCAAGUUCAAGCAGGAUUUGGGCAUUGAGAUGUGCCAGGCCACAUUAGAUGUGUGUGCCAACGAGAUCUUCCUGAUCGGAGGCUACGAUUCCGAGCAGCUGGACUAUGCCCUGCUGGAACACAUCAUGGCCACCUCUGCAGCUGGCGGCUCCGUAAACCAAAACCUGCAUUUCUGCCAGGAGUUCAACUCUGGAAAGUUCCGUAAAUUCGACUACACUGCUCUUCGCAAUCCCUAUGAAUAUGGUAGCUACUUCCCCCCGGAAUACAAGCUUAAGAACGCCAAGGCCCCUGUUCUCCUGUAUUACGGAGCCAAUGACUGGAUGUGUGAUGUAAACGAUGUCCGCAGGUUGAGAGACGAACUACCCAACAUGGCACUGGACUACUUGGUGCCCUUCGAGAAAUGGGCCCAUCUGGACUUCAUUUGGGGCACUGAGGCCAGGAAAUACGUGUACGACGAGGUCUUGAAGCAGAUGCGAUCCUACGAAUAG